CAUACAUGGGCUACCCAAAUGUUGAGCUGCUCGGUUUCCGCGUCGACGGCCUUGGUCUCACCACCACCAAGGACCGAGUUGAGGCCUUCAAGAAGCUCAAGUUUCCAGCCAGACUGAAGGAUUUAGAGACAUAUAUCGGGAGUGUCACGGUCGGCGCCCAGCUGCACUGAACCCCGCCAUGACGCUACCUGGCACUAUCCCCAAUCGGGACUGGGGACCUGAUGGGGCGCAAUUGGCACAACCACCACUUCCCUGAGCCCGGGAUCACACCUUUGUAGAAUUUCUUCCUUUCUUUUCCUUAUCUUAGAAUCCUUAGACAAUGGUAUAGCAAUACUAGCGACCUUCUUCCUAGUUGCUGUGGACCGCCGUCACAG
Molecule: messenger RNA, 374 nt
Organism: Lasiosphaeria miniovina
Lineage: Eukaryota; Fungi; Ascomycota; Sordariomycetes; Sordariales; Lasiosphaeriaceae
Exons: 1
Coding region: 6-170 (54 amino acids)
Source: RefSeq, a predicted model, not a curated record